Molecule: messenger RNA, 2513 nt
Organism: Larimichthys crocea (large yellow croaker)
Lineage: Eukaryota; Metazoa; Chordata; Actinopteri; Sciaenidae
Gene: prf1.5
Product: perforin 1.5
Exons: 5
Coding region: 444-2015 (523 amino acids)
Biological process (GO): T cell mediated cytotoxicity; defense response to virus; immunological synapse formation
Cellular component (GO): membrane
Molecular function (GO): wide pore channel activity
Source: RefSeq, a predicted model, not a curated record
UGGGUCAUGAACAUGAAAAUGAAAACAAAUCCAUUCAUGCUGAGGAAAUUGGAAAGGCCCGAGGGGAGAGGCAGAAGGGAAGAGGGAUAGAGAGAGAGAUACAUAGCCCUGAAGCAGAGGAACUCCCUCCUUGGUCCUCCUUUUUUUUCAUAAGGCGGAGGACAGACAAAAGAGCGCACCCAGCAGGCUUUCAGCACAGCUUGCCAGCAAAGCCAAAGCUCUCUCAACGGUCAUUUCAUUUCCAGCAGGAUCAAGAGUUUAGUCAGUUUGCAGUGUAUCAUUUCCAGUGAGCUGUGCCGUCGCAAAUAGAAGGAGGCACAGCAAAUGUAUCUUUCUUUGCCGUUAAAAUCUGGAGAGGAAUUUUAGUAGGCAAACGAAGCUGGAGCAGCCUACAGGAUACAAUCUGAAGGACGAUAAAUAAAAUACAGUCCAAGCAGGUAACCAUGCAAGCUGCAGGAUACCAACAGAGCAACUUUGUCCUGUUUACACUGACUUCAGUGGUCAUGUUGGAAGUCUGCAGGGUUCAGGGCUGUCGGACUGGCUCAUGGUCAGAGUGUGAGAAAGCCCCUUUUGUCCCAGGCCACAACCUGGCAGGAGAGGGUUUUGAUGUGGUUCGAAUGCGUCGAACAGGGGCGUAUGUCAUCAACGUCAAAGGUCAUACAGCUGACAACCACACCUGCACAUUGUGUCCAAACCGCUUCCAACAAGGACAGAUUCAGAAGCUCCCUGCAGCAGUGCUCGACUGGCGUCCCUUCAGCCGCUGCAGUAAGCAGCUUUCCAGUGCCCUCCACCACUCUGUGGACUCCCUGCUGCGCAGCUCCAACUCCCUGGUUAACAACAACUGGGGACUGGGUCUAAGUUUAGAGAAUAUUGGCAAUGGGGUGCUGGGAGGAAGCCGCUCAGACUUGGCAAAGUUUGCCCGUUCACAGCACAGCGUGGAUAAGGCCACUUUUGCCAUACAUGAAAUCAGCUGCACCUACUACAGCUACAGGCUGGCUGAUCAUCCCCAGCUGAGUGCAGAGUUCACGAAGCAUUUGAAGAGACUCCCACAGACUUUUAAUUCGAGCCAGGACAGAGCUCUAUAUAGGCGGCUGAUAGACACCUAUGGAACGCACUACAUACAUCAGGUCCAGCUUGGUGGUAAGGUGAGGCGAAUCACCGCCUUCAGGACCUGCCUGGCUACACUGAAGGGUUUUUCUGAGUCUGACGUCAAAAACUGCCUGAAUGUUGAACUCAAAAUGGCUCUUGGUUUCCUCCCUGGCAAUGCAUCCUUCUCCAACAAGUGUGGCAACCUCCUGAAGGGUAACAUGAGCAUGGGCUUCUACCAAGGCUUCAUGACCCAUAAGAUCGAAAUUAUCGGAGGGGAGAGGUACUUUCCCGACAUCGUCUACCAGCAGGACCCAUCUGAAGCGUACCACAGCUGGAUGAAUAGCCUCCACAAUAACCCUGAUGUGGUCUCUUAUGGGAUCUUCCCUCUGCACCAUCUGGUUGAUGACCCACAGGUUAGUGCUAACCUGAAAAGCACUGUCACACAGUAUAUUAAAGAGAACCAGCUAAAGGAGGACCAGUUUGGUUUCAAGAACUGCUCCCCGACUCCAAACCUGGACCAUAACUGCUGUCCCCUACGAGCUGGCAGAGGAACUCUCAGACUGGUGAUCCACAGAGCUGCAGGUCUGAGGGCAGACACCUUCACAAAAACGGACGCCUACGUGAAGAUCUUCUACAACGACAUUUACGAGGAGACGGAGACGGUGAUGGACGACAAUGACCCAGUGUGGAAUGUGACGUAUGGAUUUGGAUCAGUGGAACUGGGUCAGCAGUUGAGGUUUGAAGUCUGGGAUAGAGAUGUGCUUUACAACGACGUAGCAGGUAGAUGUGUCGUCUUCCCUGAGCGAGGAACUCACUCCCUAAGCUGUCAGCUGAACAAAGGCGUUCUCUACUUCACCUACACCGUCAAAUGCGAUGCUCAUCUGACGGGCUUCAGGUGUGGUCGAUACUCCCCCAAUGCCGAGUAGAUUAUUAGAUCACAAUGUGUUAAUGUUGUUUUAGCAUUUUUCUCGACACAUAAUGUUGAACUUGCAAUCAUAUAUUUUAUCUUGUUACUUUGUAUUUUAGCUGUAAAUAUCUUUCAACAUACCAAAAAAAAAAAAGAAAGUACCCCUUUUGUCACAUACAAUUUCAUCAUGUAAAAAUUCUUAGAUUCUUGCAAAGAAAAAUAAAUUGUAUUAUCUAAUUAUUAUCUAACUAGUCUUUGUACGUUCAUUGUACAUACCAAAAUAAAGUGAUUUUGAAUUGGGACAUUUGUGUCACCUUGAGUUGUCAGAUGUAAUGACGUAUGUUGAUAAUGCCCACGAGGGCAACAAACACCAUUUCUGUAUGUUGACCAAUUUCUUUGAUAUACAGUAACCAAAGCAGUCAAGAACAUCAUUUCAGAAACGCUAAAUAUUAAAAUAUCUAUGCCUCCAUUCACAUAAAGGAGCAAAUUCAGAAAAUCAGAUUAAGUCCAAUUCAUU